AUGAAGCUAACGGUCAAGACUCUUACUGGUAAGGAGGUUGAAGUAGUGGUGGACCCACAAGACAAAGUUUCCCGCAUCAAAGAAUAUUUAGAGGAAAAAGAGGGCAUUCCUCCAUCACAGCAGAGACUCAUUUUCCAGGGCAAACAAAUUGAUGAUGAAAUGACGGUAUCGGCCUCCAAUUUGACUUCUGGGAUGCAAUUGCACCUUGUUUUAACACUGCGAGGCGGAUUCUGA
Messenger RNA from Lachancea sp. 'fantastica', 234 nucleotides. The record is from the annotation of a GenBank genome assembly. NCBI's taxonomy places the organism in Eukaryota, Fungi, Ascomycota, Saccharomycetes, Saccharomycetales, Saccharomycetaceae.